Salarias fasciatus (jewelled blenny) is the source of this 802-nucleotide messenger RNA. It is a transcript of the gene cthrc1b, whose product is annotated as collagen triple helix repeat containing 1b. Lineage: Eukaryota; Metazoa; Chordata; Actinopteri; Blenniiformes; Blenniidae. The transcript is spliced from 5 exons. The record is from RefSeq and is a predicted model, not a curated record. The coding region runs from base 24 to 791 and encodes 255 amino acids.
CACUCAGUCCUCUGGUCUUCAGGAUGUCUCCUCUCGUUGCGCGUCUGCUGCUGCUUGUCUGCUUGGCUUUACCUCUCUAUGGCGUGGAAAAGGUGAGAAAUAGAGGAUACCGAAAGGAUCCUGAUGCUGACAAGUGCUCUGGAAAUGAUGCAGAAAAGCCCAACUGCACCAGACACUCUGGAGAAGGACGAUCUGCUUAUUUGAGCAACAUGCUUGGCAGCUGCUUGCAGGGCCCAGCAGGCACCCCCGGCAGAGAGGGUAACCCUGGAGCUAACGGCAUCCCGGGCACGCCGGGCAUCCCAGGCCGCGAUGGGCUCAAGGGUGAGAAAGGGGAAUGCAUCAGUGAGAUCUUCGAGGAGCCCUGGAGGCCGAACUACAAGCAGUGUGCCUGGAACUCUCUGAAUUAUGGGAUCGAUCUGGGUAAAGUGGCUGACUGCACGUUCACCAAGCUGCGUUCAGACAGCACUCUCAGAGUCCUCUUCAGCGGUUCCCUCAGACUCAAGUGUAAGAACGCAUGCUGCCAGCGGUGGUACUUCACAUUCAAUGGAGCAGAGUGCACGGGACCGCUGCCCAUAGAGUCCAUCAUAUACUUGGACCAAGGAAGCCCAGAGCUCAACUCAACCAUCAACAUCCACAGGACGUCCUCAGUUGAAGGCCUGUGUGAGGGCGUCAAAUCGGGGCUGGUGGAUGUGGCGGUGUGGGUGGGGACCUGCGCUGACUAUCCAAGAGGUGACGCAUCCACGGGGUGGAAUUCUGUAUCCAGGAUUAUCAUUGAGGAACUGCCGAAGUAAGAAAAAGAGAA